Messenger RNA from Rotaria sordida, 2049 nucleotides. The record is from the annotation of a GenBank genome assembly. NCBI's taxonomy places the organism in Eukaryota, Metazoa, Rotifera, Eurotatoria, Philodinida, Philodinidae.
AUGAAUUGUAUAUUAUUAUUUCAUUUUAUACUCUUAAUUAUUUCAAUUACACUUCUAAUAUUGGGUAUAAGUACAUCAAGAUGGCUUGUUUAUGUUAAUGAAGAUAGUACUGGUAUUAUCAAUGAAUAUUCAAAGGGAAUUCUUAUAAAUUGUCAUCGAUUCUAUCGUUCACGUAAUGUAGAUCAAUAUUUAAUUAUGAACAAUUUAACAAGUAGUAAUAAUUAUAUAAAUCGCAAUGUUUAUAUAUGUUUUAAUCAUUUAUACAAAUGGUAUAAUUCAUCAAUUAAUGGACCUGAAUUAUUAAAUUAUCACAAAGUAUUAAUUGGCAUAUCAUUUGGUUGUAUAUUCAUUGCUAUCAUUUCUUUACUUCUUACUCAAUGUAUUAAUACAGAAAGAUCUUUUUAUAACAUACAUCUUUCGAAACGUAUAGUUAAUUAUUUAUUAAUUACUAAUAUUCUUACUGGUAUAUUAGCAUUGAUUACAUUAAUAUUAUUUUUUGGUUUUGAAUAUCUUCAAAAUAUUAUUAAUUAUGGUUAUUCAUUUUGUAAUAUUGAAAAACGUGAUGAUAGAAAUGUCGUUUUUAAAUUUGCUAAUGGUUCUUUGCAAGUAACUAUUCGACAAGGUGAUCUAAGUGAAGAAAUAUGUGAUGUUAUUGUUAAUCCAACAAGAGGGUCAAUGCAACCUAAUGGAGGAUUAGAUGAUACAAUACAUAAAAAGAUGGGUAAACUUUUUGUUGAUCAAGUGCAAGCAGUUAGCCAAGAAAUGCAAGAUAUUGCAUGUCCUGUUGGACAAUCACGAAUAUUUGUUGCAAAAAAUCGUGAUAAUUCAAAAGUAGCUCUUUUUGUUAUAAAUACUGUAGGUCCAGUUUAUCAUAAAGAAGAAAAAGAAAAAGCUGCUUUUCUUUUACAAUCAUGUUAUUCUACAUCAUUUGCAUUAGCUAAUCUAUAUUCAUUAACAUCAAUUGCUUAUCCGGCUAUAUCAUGUGGAGCAAAUCAUUUUCCUCCACAAGAAGCAGUACAAGUUGGUAUUGAAUCAGUACGACAAUAUUCAUGUAAUGUUAAAGAUGUUCGAUUUGUUUUAUAUGAACGUCCAAUCUAUGAUGCUUUUGUUCAAGGAUGGACUGAAUAUUCACAAAAAAUCAAUCAAGCCGCUACUACUACUACAACUACUGUUGAUGAAAGAACUCGCUUUCGAAUAACAUCACAAUCAACAUUAAAUUCAAUACGUAUUUGUAUUCUUUGUAAUGAACAACAAAUACCAGCUAAUCGUGAACAUUUAUGUAUUACGUGUUCAAAAUUAGCACGUUCGGAUAUAUUUGAUAAAUUUUUACAACGAUUAUGUAUUGCUGCUGAAACAUCAUUUCAUGAACUUGAGAAAGCAUGUAGAUUAUUAAAACCAAUAUUAUAUUAUUAUCCACUUAUAUAUACACCAGUACAAAAAUUUGAUCAAAGUAUUCAUAAACGUGAUUCUGCCGCUGAAUAUUAUUUACAAAAUCACUGUGAUAAACAAUUUCGUGAUACAAUGCCAAUGGCUAUUGUUGGUGAUGGAAAUUGUUUUUAUAAUACAUUUCUUAAAUUAAGUGGAGCUGGUACAACAACUGAAGCAUCGUCGGUUACACCUGUUGAACUUCGCGCUCGAAAUGUAGUUGAACUUGUUCUUCGUACAAAUGAAUAUAAAAUUAAAUAUAAAUCAUUAGAAGUUCUUCUUGAUAAUUUUGAACAAUAUGUUCUAAAAGAAAUGGUACAUGAUACACAUUUUGCAACUAUUUGGGAUCUUCUAAGUAUACCAACUGUACUUAAUAUUGAUGUUAUAAGUAUUUAUCCUAAAGUUAAUGGUGAUGAUGAUAUGAAUUAUAAAUUACUUAAUAGUAUAAGAUUUAAACCAUUAAUAAGUCAAGAAACAAUAAAUAAUAAACAAUUAAAACUAGAAACAAUAGCAGUAAGAGAUGUAAAACUUCUUUUUUCAAAUUGUAACAAACUGACAAAAUUUGCACCUAAGAAACAAGAUUGGAUGCCUAAUCAUUUUGUACCACUUCUUAAUUUGCGAUAA